Messenger RNA from Quercus lobata, 939 nucleotides. RefSeq names its product TMV resistance protein N-like. The transcript is spliced from 3 exons. The record is from RefSeq and is a predicted model, not a curated record. Gene Ontology annotation, biological process: signal transduction; defense response. Bases 1 to 939 code for a protein of 312 amino acids. Lineage: Eukaryota; Viridiplantae; Streptophyta; Magnoliopsida; Fagales; Fagaceae. Gene Ontology annotation, molecular function: ADP binding.
AUGGCUUCCACCAGCAUUCAAACUGUCCCAUCCUCUUUUACCUCUGCUUUUUCUAAACCCCAACCGGAAUAUGACGUUUUCCUCAGUUUUAGAGGAGAAGACACCCGUUAUAAGUUUACCGACCAUCUAUAUCAUGCUUUGGAUAGUAAAAAGAUUAUUACCUUCAGGGAUGAUAAAGAACUUGAGAUGGGAAAGCCCAUUUCGCUGGAACUCUUGGAAGCAAUCAAGAAAUCAAGGAUUGCGGUCAUCAUUUUCUCUGAAAAUUAUGCAUCUUCCACAUGGUGCUUGGAAGAACUUACAAAGAUUGAUGAAUACAGGGAUAGAGGGAUAUUGACAGUGUUGCCCAUUUUCUACCAUGUGGAACCUACUGACGUGCGGCAUGAGAAGAACACUUUUGCGGAGGCCUUUGCAAAACAUGAAAAACGUUUCGAGGAGAACCCAAAAAAGGUGCAGAAGUGGAGAGCUGCUUUAACAAAUGUGGCCAAUCUCUCCGUAAAGCGUUUAAAGGAUGGGGAGCCUGAGGCAGAAUUUAUCCAAAGCAUUGUUCAAUGGAUAUAUCUGAAAUUGGAAGAGAAAUUUUCAAAUGAUAUUGAAGAUGAUCUUGUUGGAAUAAGCUCUCAUGUUGAGGAAAUGAUUUCAUAUUUAGAUCUGGAGUCAACUGAUGUUCACUUUAUUGGAAUAUGCGAGAAGAGUGGUAUGGGCAAGACAACUCUUGCACGAGCUGUUUUUGAUAAGAUUCUUAACCAAUUUGAAGCUUGCAGUUUUCUCGAAAAUGUUAGAGAGGAAUCUAAAGCACAUGGUUUAAAGACUUUACAAGAACGACUCCUUUGUGAUAUAGGAAAAAGGGGAUUAAGGGUAAAGGAUGAGCAUAAGGGAAUGCAAGUUAUCAGCGAUAUACUGCAUAACAAAAAGGUGCUUAUUGUUGUUGAUGAUGGCUAG